GCCACCGGCGGCGCCUCGCCCAGCUGCGGCUUCGCGUUCUUCUCAAGGACGGCGGUCUCUUGUCCCUAGCGGCGCCUCGUCCGCGCAGCGGCGCUGAGAGCAUCAACAUGGCGGCGUCGCUGCUGAGGGAACUCUCAAUGUCAGCGGCUUGGACGAAGCACCUGGUUCCGGGGGCUAUGGCGAGAGCCGCCGGCUUGACUGCGGUCAGGUCACUGAACACUUCCACAUGGCGGCUGGCACAGGACCAAGCCAAAGACACGCAACUCAUCACUGUUGAUGAAAAAUUGGACAUUACAGCUUUAACUGGUGUACCAGAGGAGCAUAUUAAAACCAGAAAAGUUCACAUUUUUGUUGCAGCCCGUAACGCCAUGCAAGCAGGUGUGAACAACACCAAAAAGUGGAAGAUGGAAUUUGACACAAGGGAACGCUGGGAAAAUCCAUUGAUGGGUUGGGCAUCUUCGGCUGAUCCUAUGUCCAAUCUGUUUCUAACUUUUUCUACAAAAGAAGAAGCUAUCGCAUUUGCAGAAAAAAAUGGCUGGAGCUAUGAUGUUCAAGAGCGGAGGAUUCCAAAACCUAAAUCCAAGUCUUAUGGAGCAAACUUUUCUUGGAACAAAAGAACAAGGGUGUCCACAAAAUAGGUUGGCAUUGGCUGUCUCUAUGUCUGACUGUGAAUAAAGUCAGCUGUGCUGUAUUUAUAGUCCGUGUAUAAUACAUGUCUUAAUCUCCUAAUAAAUUUGACCUUUAAACUA
Eublepharis macularius is the source of this 749-nucleotide messenger RNA. It is a transcript of the gene NDUFS4, whose product is annotated as NADH:ubiquinone oxidoreductase subunit S4. Lineage: Eukaryota; Metazoa; Chordata; Lepidosauria; Squamata; Eublepharidae. The record is from RefSeq and is a predicted model, not a curated record. Gene Ontology annotation, biological process: electron transport chain. The coding region runs from base 108 to 638 and encodes 176 amino acids. The transcript is spliced from 5 exons.